Messenger RNA from Acaulospora colombiana, 210 nucleotides. Lineage: Eukaryota; Fungi; Glomeromycota; Glomeromycetes; Diversisporales; Acaulosporaceae. The record is from the annotation of a GenBank genome assembly.
AUGGCGAAUGCGCUUCCGAAUAAGGUAUCACAAUUCAGCGGAGAAGUUCUGAGAAUAGAACAUUCAAGCCUUCAGCAUCAAAUGUACAGAUCGUCCGGUGGGUUGCCAAACGAAAUCCCGAAACAUCAUUUAUGGAGUGCGACACAGCAAAUAAAUAACUCGGUGGAGGAGGUUUUGGGUGAAACGAUGAUACCUCUCAAACAACAAUGA